Messenger RNA from Carlito syrichta (Philippine tarsier), 3525 nucleotides. It is a transcript of the gene CCDC40, whose product is annotated as coiled-coil domain containing 40. The record is from RefSeq and is a predicted model, not a curated record. Bases 1 to 3519 code for a protein of 1172 amino acids. Lineage: Eukaryota; Metazoa; Chordata; Mammalia; Primates; Tarsiidae. Gene Ontology annotation, cellular component: cilium; cytoplasm. The transcript has 21 exons. Gene Ontology annotation, biological process: heart looping; epithelial cilium movement involved in determination of left/right asymmetry; axoneme assembly.
AUGGAGAAGCCGGGCGACCAGGCGGGCGGAGCCCUCUUAAGAGCAGGGGUACCCUACGCGGAGCGGGUCUAUCGGAUGCUGCCCCGGACCUUGCACCGAGGCCGCUCGCUGUGGCCGGAGACCAGCCCAGCCCGUCCUCCUGCAAAGGAGGUGUCACCACUAAAGAAGGACGAUGACCAGAAGAGUGAAGAAGCUGUUGGUGCCAUGGAGCAUCCUGAAGGGGAAAUCGAAACGGAAGGGGAGGCCACAUUUGAAGGGGAAGUCCAGACUGAAGAAGUUGCGAUGGAAGGCGAACCUGCAUUUGGAGGGGAAGUCAAAAAUGAUGACGUAGUUGCCACAGGAGAAGCUGAGUUCGAUGGAGAGGUUGAAACUGAAGGGGAAUUCUAUUUUGAUAUGGAAGCCCCAUCCCCUGAAGGGCAAAUCAGUCCUACAGAGCUGACUUAUUCAGAUGCCCACCCUCAGAAACCACCUAGAGAGGAAAUUCACUCCUUAUAUGAAAGGGUUAGCACUGAAGCUGGUCUUGAAGGCUCCUACCAAGAAGCUACUGGUCCUUCACAAUCUAGAGAACAGGAAGUUAUCUCCACAGAGCCAUUCCACCAAGCCUCAGGCUCAUCUAAGCAAAAGGACCAGGGCACCUCUGGGCCCAUGGCUCACAGACUGGUGAGUAGCCCGGAGUUCUGUGAGCCGCAGGGACAGGUCUUUCCUAUGAGUGCACGACACCCCUUUAGAAUGAGCCGGGGAAGCAGCACCAUAUCCUUGGACAUGGAAGAGCCUUUCUUGCAGGAACCAGGUGUUCCUCCAGAGGAGUCCAAUGCUCGCCCCAGAGAAGAAGCCGUUCAACUGCUAAGUGCCGAGGAAAGGGCCUUGGCGGACAGAAUGGCGUCGGAGGGGAGUGACGAAGUGGAAGACGAAGGUUCCCAACUGGUGGUUUUGGACCCAGACCAUCCCCUGAUGAUAAGAUUCCAGACAGCCCUGAAGAACUACCUUAACCGGCAGAUAGAAAAGCUGAAACUCGAACUCCAUGAGCUGGGCGUGGCCACCAAGCAGAGCCGCGUCCAGCGGCAGGAGCUGGGGGUGAAUCUCUACGGGGUCCAGCAGCACCUGGCCCGUCUGCAGAUGCAGCUGGAGAAGAGCCACGACCGCCACGCGACCGCAGCGUGCGGGCGGAGGCAGAAGGAGGAGGAGCUACGGAGCGUGCGCGCGCUCUACACCAAGACUUGCGCGGCCGCCAACGGCGAGCGCAAGAAGCUGGCGACUCUGCAGACAGAGCUGGAGAGCUUGGCCCUGCACCUCUUCUACAUGCAGAACAUAGACCAGGAUGUGCGCGACGACAUCUGCGUGAUGAAGCAAGUGGUGAAGAAGGCCGAGACGGAGAGCGCACGGGCAGAAAUCGAGAAGAAAAAGCAGGACCUCUACGUGGACCAGCUUACCACCCGAGCCAACCAGCUGGAGGAAAACAUCGCUCUGUUUGAGGCUCAGAACUUUGCCCAAGCUGAGGACACCCGGAUUCUAAGGAAAGCAGUCAGCGAGGCCUGCAUGGAGAUCGACGCCAUCCACAUAGAGAAAAGGCACAUCCUGCAGCAGUGGGACGCCAGCCUGGUGGGCAUGAAGCGCCGUGACGAGGCAUACAGGGCCAUCCUGGAGGCGCUCAGAGAAUGCCAGCACCAAGCCAAGUCCAUCGAUGGUGAGAUUGAGGCUUACAAGAAAUCAAUCGUGAAGGAGGAAGAAAAGAACGAGAAGCUGGCAGGCAUCCUGAACCGGACGGAGACGGAAGCCAACCUGAUGCAGAAGCUGACCACCCAGUGCCUGACCAAACAGGUGGCCCUGCAGAGCGAGUUCAACACCUACAGGCUCACCCUGCAGGACACGGAGGACACCCUGAGCGAGGGCCACCAGGAGCACACUGCAGUCGUGGGCGAGUUGCAGGUCGUGCACCAAGCCAUCCACCAGGAGCUGGAGCUGAAGAGGAAGAUGGAAGCCUCCAUCCGCGAGAAGCUGCAAGAGCACAUGACCUCUAACAAGAUGACCAAGUACUUCAACCAGCUCAUCCUGAAGCUGCAGAAGGAGAAGACCAAUAUGGUGACACAUCUUUCCAAAAUUGACGGCGACAUUGCCCAGACUACCCUGGAAAUCACACAGACCAGCUGUAGGCUGGACGUGCACCGGAAGACGCUCGCCGAGCUGGACCAGGAGGUGAAGAAAGUCAACGAGCUCAUCACCAACAGCGAGAACGAGAUCUCCAGGCGCACAAUCCUCAUCGAGAGGAAGCAGGGGCUCAUCAACUGCCUCAACAAGCAGCUGGAGCAGAUGGUGUCUGAGCUGGGGGGAGAAGAAGUAGGGCCCCUGGAGCUCGAGAUCAAAAGGCUGACCAAGCUGAUCGAGGAGCACAGUGCCAGCAUUGUCCAGGCCCAGGUGACCUGGCUCCGCCUGCAACAGGAGAUGGUGAAGGUCACGCAGGAGCGCGAGGAGCAGCUGGUGUCCCUCGACUGGUCCAAGAAGGAGCUUCACAUCCUGGAACAAAAGAAGCUAAGGAUAGAAAGCAAGAUCGAUCAAGAGAAGAAGGAGCAAAAGGAGAUUGAGCGCCACACGAAGGAAUUGGACAACGACCUGAAGAAGCUCAACGUGCUGAUUAAUAGAAACCGGUGCAGCUCGGAGGAGCUGCAGCAGGACAACCUGGUGACCGAGAACACGUUUGUGCGCUCACUGAAGGCCUCUGAGAGGGAGACCAUGGAGAUGCAGGAGAAGCUAGACCAGCUCAGUGAGGAGAAGGCGGCCAUCCUUAACAGCCUGGUGGAAGCAGAACACCAGAUUAUGCUUUGGGAGAAAAAAAUCCAACUGGCCAAAGAGAUGCGCUCCUCAGUGGAUUCCGAGGUCGGCCAGACGGAGAUCCAAGCCAUGAAGGCCGAGAUCCACAGGAUGAAGGUCAAGCACGGGCAGCUGCUGAAGCAGCAGGAGAAGAUGAUCCGCAACAUGGAGCUGGCCGUCGCCCGCAGAGACACCAUUGCUACCCAGGCCGAGGGUCAGGGCAAGAUGGACAGGAACGUGCUCACUCGUGCAGGCUUCCACCACAAGCAGAUUGAGUUGCGGCGGAAAAUCAAGGACACUCACAAGGCCACCGAGGAGUGCACCAAGACCAUCCUGGAACUGGAAGAAACACAGAGAAAUGUGAGCAACUCCCUCCUGGAGAAGCAGAAAAACCUGUCUGCCAUGCAGGCAGACCUCGACAUGGUCGAAGCCGACCUUGACCAACUCAUGGCCCUCAAGCGACAGAAUCUCUCCAAGAUCGUGGCCCUGCAGACGCGCCUUAAGCACCUGCAGGCAGUGAAGGAGGGGAGGUACGUGUUCCUGUUCCGCUCCCGCCAGUCUCUGCUGCUGGAGCGCCGGCGUCUGGAUGAGCGCCUGGCAGCCAUCGCCACCAUCCUGGACCACGUGCGGGACGAGUACCCUCAGUUCCAGCAGGCCCUGCACAAGGUCAGCCAGAGGAUCGCCAGCAAACUCGAGUCACCAGGGCCCUCCUAGAGAGCA